CGACUCCUAGUCAUAUGACUUGAACAUGGCGGCGCGCGUUUGUAUGUUGUUUGUGGUUUGCUUGCUGCCAGUGCUGGGGAGUCCCUUUCUGGGCACCCAAGAAAAGCCGGUGCCGCUUGUUAUAUGGCACGGGAUGGGUGAUUCUUGCUGUAAUCCUAUAAGUAUGGGGGCUAUAAAGAAGAUGGUUGAAAAUCAGAUUCCCGGAAUUUAUGUGCUUUCGUUGGAGAUUGGGAACAAUAUUAUAGAGGACAUGGAGAACAGUUUCUUUCUUAAUGUGAACAAACAGGUUUCCGGUGUAUGUGAACAACUGGCUCGAGAUCCCAACCUGCAGCAAGGCUACAACAGCAUGGGAUUCUCCCAGGGGGGUCAGUUUUUGAGAGCCGUUGCGCAGAGGUGCCCUUCACCUCCCAUGAGGAACCUGAUUUCGUUUGGAGGGCAGCACCAGGGAGUGUAUGGUGUCCCUCGCUGCCCUUCAGAAAAAUCACAUAUUUGUGACUGGAUAAGAAAGAUGCUAAAUAAUGAAGCCUAUAGCAAAAUAGUUCAGGAACGGCUCGUUCAGGCAGAAUACUGGCAUGAUCCACUCAACGAAGACACCUACAGAAAUGGCAGCAUUUUCCUAGCCGACAUCAACCAGGAGAGGGGUGUGAACGAGAGUUACAAGCGUAACCUUCAGGCUCUGCAGAAGUUUGUGAUGGUAAAAUUUCUCAAUGACACCAUGGUUGAACCUGUUGAUUCAGAGUGGUUUGGAUUCUACAAACCUGGGCAAAGCAAAGAGACCACGACAUUACAGGAGAGCGUCCUGUACACAGAAGAUCGUUUGGGGCUGAGAGAGAUGGACAAGGCUGGAAAGUUGAUCUUUCUGACUACAGAUGGUGAUCAUCUUCAGUUUACAGAACAGUGGUUUAAUGACAAGAUUCUGCCAUUCCUGCACUGAACAUGCUUCUCCUCAAACUAACUGUAUGAAUACUCAGGAAAGAACUGAAUUGUGUGAUAGGUGCUGUAAUGGGGGGGAAACAGCUGGAAUCGGACAAGGCAUUCAUGAGGGUUAUAAAAAAAAAAAACUAAGAUUUACAGACUAGUAACAAAAUAGUAAAGUAUAUUAUGAACUUAAUCAUGAUUCUAGUUCUGCAUUGUUGUGAUCUAUUAUGGCUAUCUUGGCAACUGCACUUUCUAUAAAAACUAAUUCUCCA
Bombina bombina (fire-bellied toad) is the source of this 1190-nucleotide messenger RNA. It is a transcript of the gene PPT1, whose product is annotated as palmitoyl-protein thioesterase 1. Gene Ontology annotation, biological process: receptor-mediated endocytosis; protein depalmitoylation. The record is from RefSeq and is a predicted model, not a curated record. Gene Ontology annotation, cellular component: lysosome. Gene Ontology annotation, molecular function: palmitoyl-(protein) hydrolase activity. Lineage: Eukaryota; Metazoa; Chordata; Amphibia; Anura; Bombinatoridae. The coding region runs from base 26 to 934 and encodes 302 amino acids. The transcript is spliced from 9 exons.